UCCGCUCGGCCAAGAAGCAUUUACUUCGCAUUAUGGGCCAACAGUUAUUGCGAUAUCAUGAGCUUUUAACGCUAUUGACAAGGAUUGAAGCUUGUCUAAAUUCACGACCAAUUGUAGCCUUACAUGAUGACCCCGAAGGAGGACUGGCCUUAACGCCAGGUGAUUUCAUCAUUGGCCGACCAAUCAAUUGCCGUCCUGAGCCACCAUUACCAGAUAUACCGURCAACCGCCUCCAUUAUUGGCAGCGUUUGCAAGUAAUGUUCGAACAAUUUUGGAAAUGCUGGCAAAAUGAGUAUCUGAAUUCGCUUCAGGCCCGUAGCAAGUGGAUGGGGCCUGAACCGAACCUCAAAAUAGGAGAUGUCGUACUUAUUCGAAACGAGAACUUGCCACCCGCCUGUUGGCACAUGGGUCGUAUCACGGACACCCAUCCUGGCAGCGAUGGUCUUGUCCGCGUCAUUACGAUAGAAUACAAUGGAGAUCGGUUGACGAAUGAAGGCAUGUACGUCAAACGCCACUGUUAACGUCCUGUACAAAAGGUGUUAAGACUAACCGGAAUACAAGAAGAAAUUCUGAACCGCGAGGGUUCAGCCGGGGAGGAUGUUCGAGAUUGAAAUAUYGUAUAGGGUAUAAUCCCCCAUCUAAGUUGGCAUACGCUACGCCURUGGGAUWAAUAUCGCCUGAUUGUAGCGUUAUUUCUUCUAAUACUUUGUUCUUUGCAUUCAGCUAUUGACUGUCUAGCAUGUACAUACAUAUGUUAGCGACGCUGACUGAGGCCUACUCUAUAUAUGCACACCGCUAGCAUAUGCUCUAUUCCCGAAAUCCUAAUAGUUUACAUACAUAUCUACAUUUUAAGUAUAAGCGCAUCUAUUCGCUAGCGCAUCUAUUCGCUCUAGUGUAUUACCUAUUGAUGUGCAGUUAUUAUCAUUGCAUUUUUGAACAUAUGCCUACUGCACAAGCAGGCAUGUAAUUGCCGCUCUUUGCGGAUUUGUA
This is a messenger RNA of Bactrocera latifrons, 990 nucleotides long. RefSeq lists its product as uncharacterized. The record is from RefSeq and is a predicted model, not a curated record. Lineage: Eukaryota; Metazoa; Arthropoda; Insecta; Diptera; Tephritidae. The coding region runs from base 33 to 521 and encodes 162 amino acids. The transcript has a single exon.